AUGGAGACUUUACCUUUGGAAAUCUGUAUGAAGAUAUUCUGUUUCUUAGAUCACCACCAUCUUGCUGUUUCUCAACAAGUUUGUAGGAAAUGGAAGCUCAUGGCUUCAGACAAUGCUCUAUGGGCAAAGCUCUUUAAGGAGAGAUGGGGAGAAGGCCGUGCUACCUUUUAUGCUCCCAAUGGUUCAAAAUCGUGGAAAGAAGUAUACGAGGUGGAAGAUCGUUGUGAUCGAGUUGGACUGGGUUUGAAGAUUAUUAGAGAAGGAAGUGACUACUAUCUUGUUCACCAAGGUGAAGUUCAACGAUAUCUGGGAUCAAGAAAAAUUCCGCGGCAAGUAACUGAUCAUACUCUUAGUUCAGAAACGGACUUAACUGAAGAAAGUUCUCAAGCUGAAGAAAGAUCGUGCCGAGGAAUUUUGGACAAAAUUCUUUUUUUCAUUGGGGAUUUGGAAGCUGCUUCUGUUGAUGCCAAACGCAGCCGUGUCAUAUGA
Messenger RNA from Lathyrus sativus (Indian pea), 489 nucleotides. Lineage: Eukaryota; Viridiplantae; Streptophyta; Magnoliopsida; Fabales; Fabaceae. The record is from the annotation of a GenBank genome assembly.